GCCGCCAUGGAGCCGCCCGCCGCGGGCCGGGGCCUCGCCGGGAGGGGGCGGCGGGGGGGGCCGGGGGCUAUGCGGGUCCUGGCCGGGGCAGAGGUGCGGGCGGGGCGGCGGGAGCCGUGCGCGCUCAGCCUGGCGCAGCGGGGCGGCCGCUACGGGAUCGUUAUCCAUUCGCAGGAGAGGGAGAGCGCCGAGCCGGAUUACAUCCCCAUCAACAGCCGCUUCAAGUGCGUGCAAGAGGCAGAAGAAACCCUGCUGAUUGAUAUAGCUACAAACACAGGCUGCAAGAUCCGGAUCCAAGGGGACAAGACAGCUGAGCGGCUCUUUGAAAUCCCUGAUGAGGAGCGUUGCUUGGGAUUCCUUUCAGAGGUGCAGAGCAUACAGGAAGCUCAGUUAAAAUCUUCUCUUCCCGACCAUAAGGACUCAACCAGCUGGCAUCAGGUGGAGAAAAACCUCCCAAGUCUUUUGCAGGCCUCUCCUUCAGGAGCUCUGGGGUUUGAGGAUGACUUCAAUGCUAUGAGCCUAGAGAAGAAAAGAAACAUGCAAAACCACCAAACGGGAUCUCGCCGGGAACCCCCACCUCCUCCUGUGCCUCCAAGCAGGCAAUUUCACCGAGAGAGAGAAGGUACAUCGAGGGACCAGCCCAAAGUAACCAACACUAUGCGCAAAAUAUUCUUGCCCAACACCCAGUCAGGGCAAAGAGAAGGCCUCAUCAAACACCUACUUGCCAAGAGAGAGAAGGAGUACGUCCACCUUGAGAACUUCAGAUUUUUUGUGGGAACGUGGAACGUGAACGGGCAGUCUCCGGACAGUAGCUUGGAGCCCUGGCUGGCAUGCGACACAGAGCCUCCAGACUUGUAUUGCAUCGGGUUCCAGGAGCUGGACCUCAGCACGGAGGCUUUUUUCUACUUUGACUCUUCAAAGGAGCAAGAAUGGCUGGUUGCUGUGGAGAAGUCCCUGCACCCUCAGGCUAAGUAUAAGAAAGUGCAAAUGGUCCGCCUGGUUGGAAUGAUGCUGCUCGUGUUUGCUAGGAGGGAUCAGCUGAGUAACAUCAGAGAGAUCAUGACAGAGUCUGUGGGCACUGGAAUCAUGGGGAAGAUGGGCAACAAGGGCGGCGUGGCGGUGAGAUUCGUGUUCCACAACACGACUUUCUGCGUUGUCAAUUCCCACUUAGCUGCUCACGUGGAGGACUUCGAGCGCCGAAAUCAGGAUUAUAAGGAUAUCUGUGCUCGGAUGAGUUUUGUACCCCCUGAUGUUACGCUACCUCAGCUCAACAUCAUGAAACACGAUGUUGUCAUCUGGCUAGGAGACUUGAACUACAGGCUUUGUAUCCCCGAUGCCAGUGAGGUGAAAAGUCUUAUCAGUAAGAAUGAGCUUCAGAAAUUGUUGACGUAUGACCAGCUGAAUAUUCAGCGUAUUCAUAAGAAAGCAUUUGCAGAUUUCACUGAGGGAGAGAUUAAAUUCAUCCCCACGUACAAAUAUGAUUCUAAAACAGAUCGCUGGGAUUCCAGUGGAAAGUGUCGUGUGCCAGCGUGGUGUGACCGGAUCCUUUGGAGGGGUGGGAAUAUAAAUCAGCUCUGCUACCGCAGUCAUAUGAACCUGAAGACCAGUGACCACAAGCCAGUCAGCGCGCUUUUCCACAUCGGGGUAAAGGUUGUGGACGACCAGAGAUAUCGAAAGGUGUUUGAAGAUAUCGUUCGUAUGAUGGACAGAAUGGAGAAUGACUUUCUUCCUUCGCUGGAGCUAAGCAGGAGAGAAUUUAACUUUGAGAAUGUAAAGUUCCGUCAGUUGCAGAAGCAGAAGUUCCAGAUAACCAACAACGGGCAGGUCACCUGUCACUUCUCCUUCAUCCCAAAGCUCAACGACAGACAGUACUGUAAGCCAUGGCUUCGGGCUGAGCCUUGUGAAGGUUACUUGGAGCCAAAUGAGAGUGUGGACAUCUCCCUGGAUGUGUACGUCAGUAAGGACUCCGUAACCCUUCUGAACUCGGGCGAGGAUAAAAUUGAGGAUAUUCUUGUCCUUCACUUGGACCGAGGGAAGGACUAUUUCCUCACCAUCAGUGGGAGCUACCUGCCCAGCUGCUUUGGCACCUCCCUAGAGGCUUUGUGCCGGAUGAGACAACCCAUCCGAGAAGUUCCAGUCACCAAACUCAUUGACCUGGGAGAAGACAGCUUCUUAGAAAAGGAGAAAUCCACGCUGCGGAUGAGCAUCCUGAACAGCGAGGAUGCAAGCGAGCUGCCGCUGCAGGUGCCGAAGGAGAUCUGGCUCUUGGUGGACCACUUGUUCAAGCACGCUUGCCACCAGGAGGACCUGUUCCAGACCCCAGGCAUGCAAGAGGAGUUGCAGCAGAUCAUCGACUGCCUGGACACCAGUAUCCCCGAGACAAUCCCGGGCAGCAACCACUCUGUGGCUGAAGCGCUCCUCAUCUUCCUGGAGGCUCUGCCAGAGCCGGUGAUCUGCUACGAGAUGUAUCAGCGCUGCCUCGACUGGUCGCACGACAGCCGGCUCUGCCGACAGGUGAUUUCUCAGCUGCCUCGCUGCCAUCGCAGCGUGUUUCGGUACCUAAUGUCGUUCCUCCGAGAGCUGCUCAAAUACUCGGAAGACAACAACGUCAGUGCCACCAUGAUCGCCACCUUGUUCACCAGCCUCCUCCUGCGGCCUCCACCCAACCUGAUGGCGAAGCAGACCCAGCAGGACCGCCAGCGUGCCACCAACUUCCUCUAUGGCUUCUUGCUUGCCGGGGACGAGGAGUGAUCCUGCCCGCAUGCCAAAGCCGGGGGGCCCCAUGCUGCCGGCCUCGUGCCCAGGCAGGGCCUCCGGCGGCUCCUGAAGGGCAGAAGGCUCCCAGCUCCUCCAAGUGCCGUGUUUACAGUUGGAAGGGAAGCGUUCUCCUCUCUCUCCCACUGCUGUACCCCACGCCGCAGAGGACCUGCGUGCUCAUUGCACUGCCAUCCGUGACAGGACCCUCUUGCUUUCUCCCCUGGAGCUGGCUGGAUCUGCUGGUACCCGGACGUGCUGCCAGCGGCCCGCUUGUCCCGUAGCCGUGUCGCCAGUUCCCCGACCCGCGCUUCUCUCCCCUUUUCACCCCCGUCUCCCUGCAGUCAUCGCAGGGAAGGGUGGAGGCUGCUGGUGCUUCUGGAGGGCCGUGGCUCAGCCUGCGGGCUGCAUCCCUGUGUGCUGGUGGGUACUGGUCGCACUGCUGAGAGCCCUG
Molecule: messenger RNA, 3208 nt
Organism: Oxyura jamaicensis (ruddy duck)
Lineage: Eukaryota; Metazoa; Chordata; Aves; Anseriformes; Anatidae
Gene: OCRL
Product: OCRL inositol polyphosphate-5-phosphatase
Exons: 23
Coding region: 7-2751 (914 amino acids)
Biological process (GO): signal transduction; phosphatidylinositol dephosphorylation
Cellular component (GO): membrane; cytoplasm
Molecular function (GO): phosphatidylinositol-4,5-bisphosphate 5-phosphatase activity; inositol phosphate phosphatase activity
Source: RefSeq, a predicted model, not a curated record